CUCUGCUGACAGGUCGCAACCUGUCUACGCUGUUUACAAAGUCUACGCUGUCAUAUUCACGUACAUGUGUGGUGUACCUCUGUAGAUUCAGGACUGUGACGUCUCAGCUAAUGCACCAUUAUCUCAAAAAGAGAAAAAGGUUUACCAUCAUGAAGUGAGGUAGGAUGUGAAGCACUCACCCCAUCUCCAGGACAUGAUGUCACAGGACAGAAGAAGAAUUUGGGAAGGGAGUGGAAAGCAGAUGCAGUUGUUUAUUCUCGCCUACCUUCUCCUCCUGGCCUUACCAUGCAUGGGCUUCCUCCCCAACUUUUGGUCCAGAGUGUUAACAUUGUCAUGGGACUCGCACACACACCAGUACAUCACUGAGCAGGCUAUUCUCAAUGUCACCCUGGAGACCCUGAGGAGCACCAAAACAUCUCAGGGGAACAAUGAAGAGGAACAGACCAGACUGGGCCGUGGCUUCUGGAGAGCUGUGGGAGAGGUGGUGAAGUCCAAUGCGGCCAUGGACUUCCUGAGCAGCACCAGGUCCGACCCGGUGUACCACUUUGAUUCGGAGCAAGUGGACAGCGCCAUGGGGAUGUUACGGCAGUUCUGGGCUCAGACUCUGCUCUCAGUACGGGCCAAAGAGUACCAAAGUGCUCGUCACAGCUUGGGACAGCUGUUUCACUCGUUGCAGGAUUUCUACAGUCACAGCAACUGGGUUGAGAUGGGCCAGCGCUCCAUUUACCUCCACCUGCUGCAGCCAGAGGAGCCUGCCGUGCCUGUGGCUGAAGAAGACACUCCUACCUGCAUGGAGUGCUUCAGCGCCACCUGUCGAGACAACCUCCAGCCAGGACUGACAAACACAUAGCGAGAAACCCAGCUGCUCACCACUGGCUACUUCAGCACUUUCCCUCCAAAACCAUACGGCAAAUGCAGUCAUGGAGGUAUUCUGGACAGUAGCCGCUAUAUGGGGGCCAAAGGGGGCAUCAACAAGGACAGCACCUCCCCUGUCUUCUCCCCUCACCAUUAUCUCCAUAUGGAGGCUGCCAAUUUGGCUAUGGAGGCCACCCUGAGUGUACUGAGAGACCUCGGAGACGCUGUGGGCCCUGAAACGUUCCUCAGGCUCUUUAGUGUGAAGCAGAUCCCUGCGUUGGUGUUUGUCAUGGACACCACAGGCAGCAUGUUUGAGGAGAUCACUGCCGCUCGCUUCAGGGCUCACUCCAUCAUCGAGAGCCGAGCCAGCAACCCUGGGCUGCCUGGCACCUAUGUACUAGUGCCUUUCCAUGACCCAGAGGUUGGACCCGUGUUUGAGACCGAUGAUCCAAACCAGUUCAUCCAGCAGAUGGAUAACCUGAUGGCGCUGGGAGGAGGAGACGAGCCAGAAAUGUGUCUCUCUGCCAUUCAGCUGGCCCUCACUCACAGUCCUCCACUGUCAGAGAUCUUUGUAUUCACUGAUGCGUCCCCUAAAGACGCCCACCUGUUUGAUGCUGUGAAGGCUCUGGCACUUGAGAAACAGAGCAAGGUGACGUUUCUUCUUACUGAAGACCUCAAAUAUACAACAGAGAGCAGAGGCAGGAGGAAGAGGAGGAGGAGGAGGAAGAGGGAACCUUUGUCUCCUGACCGUUUCUCUCUUUACUCCGCCCUGUCCUCCCUGUCAGGAGGUCUGACAAUAUUCACCACCAACUCUGACAUCCGCAGGGUCUCGGCCAUAGUGGAGGAUAACACAGCCACUGACAAGGUGACCCUCCUCCAUGUGGAAAGCGACCAGGAUUUGAUGUCUUCCCAUUCCUUCAGAGUUGACAGCUCAGUAAAAAGCGUCACAUUGCACAUCACUGGCAUCCUGACAGAGUGCAUCCUGACCAGUCCGUCAGACCAAAGUCAGUCUCUGCUGAGCGGGGACGGCCCCCUGGCAGCUUUAGACCACUUUGAGGGUCUGUACCGCAUCAGCCUGCUCUCUCCCAUACAGCCAGGCCAGUGGAAGCUCCAAGCCAAGAGCGACGGACACCUCACCUUCAAUGUGAUAGGUGAAAGCAGUGUGGAUUUCCUGUAUUACUUUGCCACCGUAACCAAUGAGACACACCCAGGGUUAGAAAGAGUGGAGGGAAGUCCAGUAGCAGGUGAGAGAUUGGGAUUUGUGUCUUAUACAUUUAGAAAAAGCCUUGCAUCUGUGACCAGUGUGACAAGGGUUUUAGGCAAAUAAGCCAUUUGAAGGUCCACCAGCGUAUCCACACUGGAGAAAAGCCUUACAUCUGUGACCAGUGUGACAAGAGAUUCAGUAACUCAAGCAAUUUGAA
Trematomus bernacchii (emerald rockcod) is the source of this 2276-nucleotide messenger RNA. RefSeq names its product von Willebrand factor A domain-containing protein 7-like. The record is from RefSeq and is a predicted model, not a curated record. NCBI's taxonomy places the organism in Eukaryota, Metazoa, Chordata, Actinopteri, Perciformes, Nototheniidae. The transcript has 13 exons.